This is a messenger RNA of Danio rerio (zebrafish), 4218 nucleotides long. The record is from RefSeq and is a predicted model, not a curated record. Lineage: Eukaryota; Metazoa; Chordata; Actinopteri; Cypriniformes; Danionidae.
CAUUUAAGCGGUUCUAACCAAUGGACUUGAAAUACAAUUACUCUGUGUUAUAACGGUGUGUUGUAAAAGCACCGUCGGUUAUAAUGUCUGGAAGGCAGCGGUUUUAUAAUAACGUGGUCGUUGAACUUGUGUCGCGUCGCGCGCUCGUCGACACGGUGUUCAGCUAAAUGUCUUUCCACAUCAAAGGGGAAACACACAAGUUUCAACAGUUCAGCGGUGGGAGGCUGCCAAAGCUUGAAAGGCUCAUUCGCCUCCAAUGCACCAAAGCAAACAAACACUCUUGCCCUCGGAAGUUGCAUAUUUCCAUAAACUGCUCUAUGGAUAAAAAGCGUGCCUGAGUGCAGUAGGAACUGUUUGCGAUUAAGCUCGAUAUGUCUGAAAAUAAGCUUUUUUGCGCAAUUGUUUUCUUAACUUCACUCUUUUGCUCAACAUGCUCACAGGGGACACGGUUUGUUCAUUCAGCUGCUCUGGAUGCGGAGAGGAGAUACAACAUUAAGUGGGGAUUUGACGAGUCCACGAUAACUUUUGAGAUAGAAGUGGAAACGAGGGGGUAUGUGGGAUUCGGUUUGUCACCCACCGGUGCGAUGUCUUCGUCUGAUAUCGUUAUAGGCGGUGUGCUCAACGGAAGCCCAUAUCUGCUGGACUACUUUACAGAUUCUAACAGAAAGGUCCAUAGAGAUCCACUCCAGAACUACGAGUUGCUAUACGGCAGAGAGAAUGACACACAUACAGUCCUGGCUUUCAGCAGAAACCUCCAGACCUGCGAUGACAAUGACAAAAUCAUCACGGGCAGUACAGUGAGAGUGAUCUGGGCGUUCCAUGCAGAGGACGUGGGAGAGUCAGGACUGGUCUACCAUGGGAUGAACAGAGGCAGAAAGAGUCUGCGAUUACUCAACCCUGGAACCGGCCCCAGCAUCCCAGCAGGAACAGCUUUCUUUGACCUUCAAAACAAGGAGGUUCCUGUUCCUCAUAAGGACACGACGUACUGGUGUCAGAUCUUUCGAUUUCCAGAGAUGAAGAAAAAGCAUCAUGUAAUCAGAAUUGAGCCGCUGAUUCAGAAGGGUCAUGAGAAUCUGGUUCAUCAUAUUUUGCUCUACCAGUGCGACAGUAAUCUGAACAAGAGUGAGGUCAACAGAGGUCAUGAAUGCUACCAUCCAAAUAUGCCAGACUCCUUCUUAACUUGUGAAACUGUCCUGUUUGCCUGGGCUAUUGGAGGGGAGGGCUUCACCUAUCCUCCGCAUGUUGGGAUGUCAAUAGGAACGUCGAUAGACCCAGUCUAUGUGCAGCUGGAGAUUCACUUUGAUAACCCAUCUUUACAAGGAGGGAUAGUGGACAGUUCAGGUCUGCGAUUGUACUACAGCCCCAGCCUGAGGCGCUACGAUGCUGGAGUCAUCGAGACAGGAGUUUGGGUCAGUCUCUACCAUAUGCUGCCUCCAGGCAUGACGGAUUACAUUACUGAAGGACACUGCACACAGGAGUGUCUUCAGGAGUCAUUAGACAGCGAGAUGCCCAGCGGAGUUCAUGUGUUUGCGGUUCUGCUCCACGCUCACCUGGCAGGACGGGCUAUCACAGCCAGACACUUCCGGCAGCAGCUCGAGCUCCAGCCACUGGCCUCAGAUGAUCAGUUCGAUUUCAACUUCCAGGAGUUCCAGCCGCUCAGCCAGGAGAGACUCAUCUUGCCUGGGGAUUCCUUAAUCACUGAAUGUAGAUACAACACUAAAGGCAGAAUGAACAUGACCUGGGGAGGUCUCAGUACACGGGAAGAGAUGUGUUUGUCGUUUCUGCUGUACUAUCCCAGGGUUAACCUCGCCAAGUGCGAGAGUUUACCAGAAAUCGCCGGCCAGCUCAAAUUCAUUGGGGUUACAGAGAUCCAGGAGCCUGUUACAACUUGGCCAUUUGUGAUUAAGAGCCCAAAGAAAUACAGUAACCUGUCCUUCACUGAGGCCAUGGACAAAUACAAAUGGACGAUGAAGAAAGGAAAAUCAUUCAAUGACAUUGUACGGAAACUCCCGAUGAAUGUCCGCUGCUCUAAGACUGGACAGGAUGAGUGGUCGAUUCAGGGGAUGAUUGUGUCUCCUCCAGAGGUGAGGUCAGAACAGACGUCCACUGCUGUCGUGGCCUGUAGGAAAGACUCAGCCAUUCAAUGUGAACAUUCCCUCGCUCUUCUGCUCACUGCGUGUCUCUUGCUCAUACUACAGACCUGUUUACACCUCUAAUGUCUGCUGGCAGCUCAUCCCAUACUCAUAAACAUGCAAACAACAAAUUCCCAUCAGGCCUAGUGUUCCCCAGUAACAGUAAAACCUCAAGAUUUACAUCUUGUAGACACUGCAGAGUAAAGUGUGAUUCACUCAUACCCACCUAAUUCAAGUUUAUCACUAUAAUUAACACUGUUCACAACUGUUUUCAUGCAGGCAUUAUGAAGUGUCCUGAGUUAAUAUUGACAUCCUUGGUAAAUAAGGACAAAGAAGGCCAUAGAACAUUAUUAAAAUCUUAUUGGUUGACAUUUUCAUCUUUGUAGAUUAACUAUUAGCAAAAACAAAACAAAAUCACAAACUAAGUAAAGAUUGAACAAAUAUAGUUGCUAAUAAUUAUUGGCACCCCUAUAAAUUAAUGAGCAAAAUAUUUUUUGUAAAUAUUUAUUAUAUAUAGUUUAUUUCCAUUUAUAUUUUACAUUUUUAGUAAACUUUAGUGACUCUGAAGAUCAAAUUGAAUAAUACUAAAUGGGGUGAUAUGAUCACGUAAUGGGGUCAUUAUAAUCAUGAUAUGGCACAUGUCAUGAAUAUUAAUGAGCUUUUGUGCAUAUUUAUGACAAGUGUCAUACACAUAGUUAUGUCAUUUUAAAUACAAUGAUGAUGUUUUAAAUGUCCUUAUGACAAAUUGACAUUAUCAGGACAACAUAACUUUAAAAAUCUGUCAAAAACAUUACAGCCAUUAUGUGAUGCCAUUAAAAUUGUGAUGAAUUGUAUAACAACGUCAUCACUAUUUUUUGUGGACUCAGCUACAGUGGUGCAAAUUAAAUUUGAUUCGAAUAGCACUUUUAUUGACUAAUUUUAAUGGCAAAUUCAGAUUGUUCCGCUGAAAAGUGAUCAGAAAAAUAUUCAUGACGCACUUAUAAUGGCUUCAUGACAAUAAUGUUUAUGAAAUAUUUAUGACAAAUUAUGUUACCUUGGUGAUAUCAAGUUUUCAUGACAAAGAUAAAUUCAGGUUGUGAUGUGUUUAGUUAUGUCAAGUUGUCAGAAAAAACAUCUCAAGCAUGCAUAAGCAAGCAUAAAAUCUCAUUCAUAUUCAUGACGUAUCAUAUCAUGUAUUAUAAAGAUGUCUUACAGUAUGUACACCCUCUUUAAGUAAAGUUUUACCCAACCAACCCUUUCUACCAUCUGGGCAAUCUUUAAAUCAACUGAAAGUCUUAUGAAUCAACCUGGAAAAGGACAUGUGUUUAUCUUGUCCAAACACACUCCCAGGAUCAUAGUCCAAAAAAUCUCUAAGAAUAGAGACUGCAGCUAGAGAUUUGCCGUCGUAAAUUAGAGAAUUAGUUGUGUCUUGGGGUCAAAAAGUCUUCAAAACUACAAUCACAUACAGUGUAUCACCAUAAAUUGAUUUUGAAGAGAUCACAAAAAGGUUUCAAGAAAGAAAAAAUACUUUCAUCCUCCAAAAUAAACGAAAAGCAUCAGGCAUCUUUAGUUGUUCUUUGUUCAUAUUUUAAGCAAGAAAUCUUAAAACAAGUUAAAACAAUACUUUUCCCCCAUUAACCUUCUUCACUGAUAUUUACCAAGGGUGCCAAUACUAGUGAGUGCACUACGCAUAUACAUUGAUUAGUUGCUCUCUAACAGAUGCCUCACUGCCCAUUAUUUUAUCACAUCUCCAUUAUUUUUAUCACAUCAGUAUUGAGUUAAAUGGAUAGUUCACACAAAAACGUAAACUCUGUUACUGUAUGCAUUUUGUCCAUUGAAUGAAAGUACAGCAGUUGGGACCCAGUGUAGUUUUGGAUGCCACUGACUUUCAUUGUAUGGACAAAACCACAAGCACUAUUUUGCUCUUUUUUUAUUAAAAGUUACAAAGUCUAAAUACAAGCAAAGGCGUCUAGAGCUCUGUGAACUGUAUGUUCGUCUCUUUAUAAAAUGUGUUUCAUAAGUGAAUGCUGGCACUGUACUCAAAACCAUUACAUUUUAUAGGCUGCCUAUGUCUUUUUAAGCAAUAAAUGUUUAUUUCUUAUAAAUA